CCGAAAUAAAUGCAGCAGCUGGGGAAACCCACCGACUGAAAAAAGAAGAAAAAAACCUCCGACUCCCUCAUCUUUGUUGAAGGAGGAAGAGAUGAAGAAAUACCUUCUCCUCCUCUCUCCUGCAAAACAUGUCCGGCAGCGGCAGUUCCGGCUUCCUUUUCCACAAUCUCAGCAACCUUGGCCUUGGCUACGCUAUAGCCAUCGCCUUUGGAUUCCUAGUCCUCCUUUCCACCAUCCUCCUCGCCUCCUACGUCUGCUGCCGCGCUUCCCGCAAUGCUCCUCCUCCUCCUCCUGCUCCCUCCUUCUCUAACCCUAACGUCUCCGGCGUCGUCCUUCCCCGCAUCAUCUUCGUCACCGAAGACAACGACAACGACGAAAGAGAGGAUCAUCCCGUUCCUGGCCUCGACCUGGCUGCCAUAAACUCCUAUCCAAAGUUCUCCUUCUGCAACUCCAAGGAUCACGCCGGUGAUUCCAUAUGCUCCAUCUGUCUCUGUGAUUACAGAGACGGAGAGAUGCUGAGGAUGUUGCCAGAUUGCCGCCACUUCUUCCAUCUCUGCUGCGUUGACGCGUGGCUACGCUUGAAUGCUUCCUGCCCCGUCUGCCGCACUUCCCCGCUCCCAACGCCCAUGUCGACGCCUCUGUCUGAGCUUGUCCCCCUCUCGCAUUUCCCUGCGGAUGGAAGGAGGUGACAUUUCUCCUUCUUCGUUUUUUUUUUUUUUU
This is a messenger RNA of Magnolia sinica, 720 nucleotides long. RefSeq names its product RING-H2 finger protein ATL67-like. Gene Ontology annotation, molecular function: transferase activity. The transcript has a single exon. The record is from RefSeq and is a predicted model, not a curated record. The coding region runs from base 129 to 689 and encodes 186 amino acids. Gene Ontology annotation, biological process: protein ubiquitination. NCBI's taxonomy places the organism in Eukaryota, Viridiplantae, Streptophyta, Magnoliopsida, Magnoliales, Magnoliaceae.